Molecule: messenger RNA, 211 nt
Organism: Acanthoscelides obtectus
Lineage: Eukaryota; Metazoa; Arthropoda; Insecta; Coleoptera; Chrysomelidae
Source: the annotation of a GenBank genome assembly
GUGAAACUGACGAUUCUUGGCAGGAAAUAAAUCCUAGAAAAAAGACUAAAAGAUCAAACAAUGUUGAAAUGCCUACGGUUAUCCUAGGGAGCAAUCAUCGCGAUCCGCAACCUUCUACUUCUAGAGAUGCAAACAUCAUACCAAAAAAGAACAACGUCAGUCCACUAUUGAUGAAGUCAUCGAUGAAGUUAUAGCUCAGUUUUGUCUUAUA